Fomitopsis serialis is the source of this 1496-nucleotide messenger RNA. Its product is annotated as 60S ribosomal protein L3. Lineage: Eukaryota; Fungi; Basidiomycota; Agaricomycetes; Polyporales; Fomitopsidaceae. Gene Ontology annotation, biological process: ribosomal large subunit assembly; translation. The record is from RefSeq and is a predicted model, not a curated record. Gene Ontology annotation, molecular function: structural constituent of ribosome; RNA binding. Gene Ontology annotation, cellular component: cytosolic large ribosomal subunit; ribosome. The coding region runs from base 245 to 1366 and encodes 373 amino acids. The transcript is spliced from 7 exons.
UGUAGCUUUGGUUGGGUGUGCCAGUCGAGCGCCCGACUCGUCACUCGUCUCGGUUGUCACAAAUGUGACGAGACGCGUUUUUGGAAACAGCGCCGUCACGCACCAUCUGCCGGGGUCCUGGGAAGGUGCAGCCCGAUAUGGAUGAACUGCAUAGUUCACUUCAGCCACCCGCGCCACCGCAAGAUUUGGGCAGGCUAUCGACACCGGCAUAGACGCACGCCCGCAACGACCUCAAGACCUCAAAAUGAGUCACCGUAAGUACGAAGCCCCCCGUCACGGUUCCCUUGGAUUCCUGCCCCGCAAGCGGGCUGCGCGCCACCGUGGAAAGGUCAAGGCUUUCCCCAAGGAUGACCCCAAGAAGCCCGUGCAUUUGACUGCCGUCUUGGGCUACAAGGCUGGCAUGACCCACAUUGUCCGCGAUCUCGACCGUCCCGGAUCCAACCCCCCGAUGGUCGUUGUUGGUGUUGUUGGUUACGUCGAGACUCCUCGUGGUCUCCGCACUCUCACGACUGUCUGGGCUUCCCAUCUUUCCGACGAGCUCAAGCGUCGCUUCUACAAGAACUGGUACCGUUCGAAGAAGAAGGCCUUCACCCGUUACGCAAAGAAGGCUGCCGAGGACGGUGGCAAGUCCAUUACGCGCGAGCUCGAACGCAUUCGCAAGUACUGCACUGUCGUCCGCGUCCUCGCCCACACCCAGAUCCGCAAGACCGGUCUCAGCCAGAAGAAGGCGCACCUCAUGGAGAUCCAGGUCAACGGUGGCUCGGUUGCAGACAAGGUCGAGUUCGCACACGGCCUGUUCGAGAAGCCGAUCGAGGUCGGCACUGUGUUCGAGCAGGACGAAGUCAUCGAUGUUAUUGCGGUGACGAAGGGUCACGGUUUCGAGGGUGUGACCCACAGGUGGGGCACCAAGAAGCUGCCCCGCAAGACGCACAAGGGUCUCCGAAAGGUCGCUUGUAUCGGUGCAUGGCAUCCGUCGAAGGUCAUGUUUUCUGUUGCCCGUGCUGGCCAGAACGGCUAUCAUCACCGCACGGAGCUCAACAAGAAGAUCUACCGCAUCGGCAGUGGCGGGGACGACGGCAACGCAUCGACUGAGCACGACAUCACGAAGAAGGCCAUCACGCCCAUGGGUGGCUUCCCUCACUACGGUAUCGUCAAGAACGACUACCUCAUGCUUAAGGGCUCUAUCCCGGGUACGAAGAAGCGUGUGAUCACCAUCCGCAAGUCGCUCAUGGUGCACACGUCUCGCCGGGACCUGGAGAAGGUGCAGCUCAAGUUCAUCGACACUUCAUCCAAGUUCGGUCACGGUGCCUUCCAGACCUUCGAGGAAAAGGCCGCGUUCUUGGGAACGCUCAAGGCCCGGGCGUGAUUCACUACAUUACCAUGUACUCUCUCUGUUCAUUAGGCCCACACACUCGCAUUACACGCCUUAUGCUAUGCUAUGCUCUGCCUUGCAUGAUAUACCUCACGGAAUGAUUGCCCGUCAGAGUGCAACACGU